Messenger RNA from Pedinophyceae sp. YPF-701, 1821 nucleotides. The record is from the annotation of a GenBank genome assembly. Lineage: Eukaryota; Viridiplantae; Chlorophyta; Pedinophyceae.
AUGCUCGGUCAGGUGUCACGGGCCGUCGGCGCGGCCCCGGGCCUCGCUGGUGGCCGCAGCGCGCAGCGGACGGCAGGCAGCGGUGCGAGGCCUUGUGGGCGCGGCGCCCCGCGCCACGGCGCGAGCGGAGUCCCGCGUCGAGCGCGCGCGGCGGCCCCUUGGAGGCGCGGCAGGACCACCUGCGCGUACGCGCCGUCCGAGGUCGCCGAGGCGGUCCAGAAGCGUUUCCUGAAGGUCCAGAACGGCAGCGACAUCCGCGGAGUGACCGUUGAGGGCGUUCCCGGCGAGCCCAUCACGCUCUCGGACGACAUGGCGUACUACAUCGGCCGCGCGUUCGCGCACUGGCUGGCCAAGACCACCAACAAGCCCCCCACCGAGCUCCGCAUCGCCAUCGGGAAGGACCCGCGGAUCUCCGGGCCGAACAUCACGAUGGCGUUCGGCGCCGGCGUCACCUCCACGGGCGCCUGCAUCGACGUCGCCGGCCUCGCGACCACGCCCGCCAUGUUUAUGUCCACCGUCCUCCCGAGCCUCAAAUUCGACGCGGGCGUCAUGUGCACGGCCUCGCACCUGCCGUACAACCGCAACGGGCUCAAGUUCUUCACGCCCGCGGGCGGCCUCGACAAGCCGGACAUCAAGGCGAUCCUCGAGCUCGCCACCGAGGACAACAUCCUCGCGGCAAAGUCGGUAACGGAGCACCCAGGAAAGGUGGACGCGGGCGUGGUGGCGCUCGCGGGGCGGCGCGCGCUGCUCGAGGGCGCGAUGAUGUCGACGCCGUGCCUGAUGAGUCAGGACGACGUCGUCUCGCCCUACGUCACCCACCUCCAGGACGUCAUUCGGCGCGUGGCGGACAACGGCGAGCGCCCGCUUGAGGGCCUGAAGAUCGUGGUGGACGCCGGGAACGGCUCCGGGGGGUUCUACGCGUCGCGCGUGCUGGAGCCGCUCGGCGCGGACGUGGCGGGGUCGCAGUUUUUGGACCCCGACGGGAUGUUUCCGAACCACCCCCCUAACCCCGAGGACAGCAGGGCGAUGGCGUCGGCGGCGGAGGCGGUGCUGCGCGUGGGCGCGGACCUGGGCAUCGUGUUCGACACGGACGUGGACCGCGCGGGCGUGAUCGACGAGACGGGGCGCGAGAUCAAUCGCAACAGACUAAUUGCGGUGCUGUCCGCCAUCAUGCUCGAGAAAUCGCCCGGGUCGACGAUCGUGACGGACAGCAUCACGUCGAACGGCCUCGCGGACUUCAUCCGCGCCAAGGGCGGGCGCCACCUGCGCUUCAAGCGCGGCUACAAAAACGUGAUUGCCAAGGGCGUCGAGCUCAACAACAGCGGUACGACGUGCGAGCUCAUGAUCGAGACGUCCGGCCACGGCGCGUGCAAGGAGAACUACUUCCUCGACGACGGCGCGUACCUCGCCACGCUCAUCGUCGCGGAGCUCGUCGCCAUUCGGAAACACGGCGGCACCUCCAUCGCGCAGCUGCUCGAGGGCUUCGUCGACCCCGCCGACGAGGCCGAGUACCGGCUCAAGGUCCAGGCGGACGACUUCAAGCCCGUGGGCGACGAGGCGCUGCGGCGGCUGAAAGAGGCGGUGGAUGCAGGUGUCGAGGGCUGGACUAUGGAAGAAGAGAACUUCGAGGGUUGGCGGGUCAAGGUGGACGAGGGGGAGGGACGCGAGGGGUGGUUCCUGCUCCGGCAGUCGCUGCACGACCCCGUGAUGGUGCUCAACGUGGAGUCGCAGGUCGAGGGCGGGUGCGCCGCCACCGUGGCGCGCGUGCGCGAGCUGAUGGAGUCGUUCGACCUGCCGCUGGACCUGUCGGCGCUGCCGUAG